This is a messenger RNA of Knipowitschia caucasica, 2679 nucleotides long. The record is from the annotation of a GenBank genome assembly. NCBI's taxonomy places the organism in Eukaryota, Metazoa, Chordata, Actinopteri, Gobiiformes, Gobiidae.
AUGAACUGGAACAAGGGCGGUCAAGGUGUCAAGCGAGGGUUUGGGUUUGGGGGAUUUGCCCUUGGAGGGAAAAAAGAAGAAGCACCACCUCCACACAAAUCACACAAUACAUUUGGCAGCUCGGGAUCCGGUGUAUAUGGCAAAAACCAGCAGCUGCCCUCCUUCUACAAAAUUGGAACAAAACGAGCCAACUUUGAUGAGGAAAAUGCGUAUUUUGAAGAUGACGAAGAGGAUGCCAGCAACAAUGUGGAUCUUCCCUAUAUUCCAGCGGAGAACUCCCCCACACGGCUGCAGAUGAAGUCUGGUGGGGGUUCAGACAGUGAAGAUGACCCAUUGGAUGCUUUUAUGGCAGAAGUUGAGAGCCAAGCUGCUAAAGAUAUGAAGAAAUUGGAAGAAAAAGAGCUAGAGAUUCCUGACAAGGGUAUUCGUGAUGACAUUGAAGAGGAGGAUGAACAAGAAGCUUACUUCCGUUACAUGGCAGAGAAUCCCACCGCAGGGCUGGCACUGGAUGAAGAGGAGGAGAAUGUUGACUAUGACAGUGAUGGAAACCCCAUUCCCUCUACCACAAAGAAAAUUAUCUUGCCCCUUCCACCCAUUGACCAUUCAGAGAUUGAUUAUGCUCCAUUUGAGAAAAACUUCUAUCAAGAACAUGAGGAGCUCAAUGUCCUCAAUGGAUUACAGGUUGUAGAGCUCAGGCAAAAACUGAAUUUGAAGGUUUCUGGGGCAGCUCCUCCAAAGCCAUGCACUAGUUUUGCCCACUUUAGCUUUGAUGAACAACUGAUGCACCAAAUCCGCAAAUCAGAAUACACUCAGCCAACUCCAAUUCAGUGCCAGGGUGUACCCAUUGCACUGUCUGGCCGUGACAUGAUCGGUAUCGCAAAAACUGGCAGUGGAAAAACGGCAGCUUUCAUUUGGCCCAUGUUGGUUCACAUCAUGGACCAGAAAGAGCUACAGCCAGGAGACGGUCCCAUUGCGAUCAUUGUCUGUCCAACAAGAGAGCUUUGUCAGCAGAUUCACGCCGAGUGUAAGCGUUUUGGGAAAGCUUACUCGCUGCGGUCAGUGGCAGUUUACGGAGGAGGAAACAUGUGGGAACAGUCCAAGGCUCUUCAGGAAGGAGCUGAAAUAGUUGUAUGCACCCCGGGUCGGCUAAUUGACCAUGUAAAAAAGAAGGCCACGUCUCUACAGAGGGUCACAUAUCUGGUGUUUGAUGAGGCAGAUCGCAUGUUUGAUAUGGGCUUUGAAUACCAGGUUCGAUCAGUAGCCAGCCACGUGCGUCCAGACAGACAAACCCUUCUGUUCAGUGCUACUUUUCGGAAGAAGAUAGAGAGACUGGCCAGAGACAUCCUGGUGGAUCCUAUUCGAGUUGUGCAAGGAGACAUUGGAGAGGCCAACGAGGACGUCACUCAACUUGUGGAGAUGCUUCACACUCCGUCCGAUAAAUGGAACUGGCUGACACGGAGGCUGGUCGAGUUCACCUCCACAGGCUCAGUGCUUAUUUUUGUCACGAAGAAGGCAAACUCUGAAGAACUGUCCACAAACUUGACCCAGGAGGGCUACAGUUUGGGCCUGCUUCACGGAGACAUGGACCAGAGUGAGAGGAACAAGGUCAUUUUUGAUUUUAAGAAGAGGAAUCUGCCUGUGCUUGUAGCCACUGAUGUAGCAGCUCGUGGUUUGGACAUCCCAUCUAUUCGCACAGUGGUGAACUAUGACGUGGCCCGGGACAUCGACACACACACGCACAGGAUUGGUCGAACGGGGCGUGCAGGAGAGAAGGGCGUGGCCUACACUCUCCUCACCUUCAAAGACACCUCAUUUGCCGGUGACCUCGUGCGAAAUCUGGAGGGAGCGAAUCAGGCAGUCUCCAAGGAGCUGAUGGAUUUAGCCAUGCAGAAUCCAUGGUUCAGAAAGUCCAGAUUCAAGGGAGGAAAAGGGAAGAAGUUGAACAUCGGUGGAGGUGGCCUUGGUUACAAGGAACGGCCAGGACUAGGAUCCGAUAGUUCUGGUGGUGGUAGCAGCAUCAUGUCUUCAAGUAGUUACGAGAGCUUCAGCAAACCAUCUACAGGAGCCAUGGGGGACCGGAUCGCCGCGAUGAGACAGGCCUUCAAUGCUCAGUACAAGAGUCACUUUGUGGCUGCGACCGGGAGCGCUCCCAAGCUCAGCACUAAGUCCAGCAGCACGUCCGGCUGGACCAGCGCCGGCAGCCUCAGCUCCAUCCCCACAGAGGCCGGCGGCACCAAGAUGUCCGGCUUCACCAGCGCCGGGACUCUCAGCUCCAUCCCCCCACCCAGCGCCCAGCCCAUGUUUCCACCACCACCCCCUAAAGACAGCCCCCGCGACCGCUAUGGGGAAGACGGCCCGCGGGACGGUCCCCGUGACCGCCACAGCGACGACAGAGACCGCCACAACGAAGAGCGCGGGCGCCAUGGUGAUGAGCGGGGACGCCACAGUUCAGACAGUCACCAUCGCCACAGCGACCGUGACAGGGAGCGCCACGGAGACCGCGAUCGCCACAGCAGCAGCAGCAGUCGUCAUGGCGAGACUCGGCAUAGUGACAGUCGUAACGGAGACAGCAGCAGCAGCCGGAGGGAGGAGCGGAGGAGUGACAGAGAUGCAGACAGAGAUGAUGGCUUUGCUGUUCCUGAUCCGCCCAAAAAGAGAAAGAGCAGGUGGGACAACUGA